This is a messenger RNA of Scleropages formosus (Asian bonytongue), 1268 nucleotides long. RefSeq names its product complement component 1, q subcomponent-like 1-like (gene c1ql1l). The record is from RefSeq and is a predicted model, not a curated record. Gene Ontology annotation, molecular function: protein binding. The transcript has 2 exons. The coding region runs from base 229 to 1005 and encodes 258 amino acids. Lineage: Eukaryota; Metazoa; Chordata; Actinopteri; Osteoglossiformes; Osteoglossidae.
AGAGACUGUUGUGUGUGUGGGUACGCACCUGUGUGUGUAUGUUGGACCCUCUCUCUCCGACCCACUCUCGACAUCUCCCUCGGGAUUCUCACCUCCCUUUCACUGGCGACCAGCUCCCCCCGCAAAGCAGUCACCAUUUCCACUCCCGGGAGACCCACGCUGGCAGCGCAGCCCCUGCCCCGACUCAGCAUCGGGAGGAAGACCCUGGUGGCGGCUGCUGUCGGGGUCAUGCUAGUCCUGGUGCUGGUCGUCCUCAUCCCUGUGCUGGUGAGUUCCGUGGGCAAUGAUGCCAGCCACUACGAGAUGCUGGGCACCUGCCGCAUGGUUUGUGACCCCUACCUGAACAAGGGCACCACCACCAGCGCCAGCAUUCGAGCCGAGGCCGAAGCCUUGAGCGACCACAGCAUUGUACCCCCACCAUCCACCCUGCUGCAGGGUCCACAAGGGAAGCCGGGUCGACCGGGGAAGCCCGGACCCCCGGGGCCUCCAGGAGAGCCUGGGCCUCCAGGACCUAUGGGCCCUCCGGGGGAAAAGGGGGACACCGGGAGGAUUGGUACCAUAGGCCUGGGGGGAAAUGGAGUUAUCAGCACAGCCACCUACACCACCAUCCCUCGGGUGGCUUUUUACGCUGGGCUAAAGAACCCACACGAGGGCUACGAGAUCCUGAAGUUCGAUGAUGUGGUUACCAACCUUGGCAACAACUAUGAUGGCAUCUCUGGCAAGUUUAUUUGCAACAUCCCAGGCACUUACUUCUUCAUCUACCAUGUGCUGAUGAGAGGUGGUGACGGCACCAGCAUGUGGGCAGAUCUCUGCAAGAACGGCCAGGUUCGAGCCAGUGCCAUUGCGCAGGAUGCUGAUCAGAACUACGAUUACGCCAGCAACAGUGUUAUCCUGCAUUUGGAUGCUGGCGAUGAAGUAUACAUAAAGUUGGAUGGUGGCAAGGCGCAUGGGGGCAACAACAACAAGUACAGCACUUUUUCCGGGUUCAUCAUCUACGCUGACUAAUGGAGAAUUGUGGGAAGCAUCCAGAUGAGAGCACUGUUCUGGUUCUGAUUCUUUUUCCAGUUUUUUUUUUCUCUGUCUGUCUCUCAGAAAUCUCUACAAUCUCUUCGAGAAUUGAUUUCAUUUUUUCAGAAAGCUCUGGGUCGUGCUCGGUCCCUUUGCUGUCAUUCUUCCAACCGGCAUAUGAUUACGCCCUAAUGUUUUCUUUUAGAAAGAAAUUUGCUAGAUAUGCAAAAGCCCAGCCUGCUCUUCAAGUGGAAUUGAUG